CCCCCAUGACUUGUUUGACUCAGCUGAGGCAAGAGCUGAGUGCUAAAAGCCAAUUGAAUUCCGGUCUCAGUCGUCACUACACGGGCGUUAGUAGCACGGACUCCUUUGUUCUGUUAUUCUGUGAUCCGAGAAGUGGGUUUUUAAUAUAGAAAUACACGUUUUGAAGACGUGUCAACGCGACUAUUUAUGAAUAUGGAGGAACUAUCUCAGGAAACUCAGAUGGACAUUCACAGACCGUAUAUGGGAAGGAUGGAAAGGAGAAGGCAUGACAGUGAGCAGUCAUUAUGCAGCAUGCUAGAGUCCAACGAUCUGGAGGCGGCCGAAGCUCUCGUCUGCAUGAGCUCCUGGUUUCAGUCAUCCCAAAGACCCGGCAGCUUGAAAUCCCGCCCUCUGACCCCGGCUUCUGAUUCCUGUGACUCCCUCCAGCAUCCUGAACCACCAGAGACCCCUGGAGACUUUGUCUCGCUCUCUUCUUUGUGUAUGACACCACCUCACAGCCCCAGUUUUGCUGAGAUCACCUCCCACAUCCCAGUGCCUGCCUCACCCUGCCCUCUGAAAAAACCUUGCACCGGUGUCCUCAGUCCCAGACUCCAGCAACCUGCUGUGACCUCCUGUGCUGAGACUUCACCACCCAGGUGGUUUCCCACCACUGAAAAACCUUCCUCCCAACCCUGCAGAGCCAUGGCUACCAGCGUCAUCCGGCACACAGCGGACAGUUCAGUUUACCAGAACAUUCCACACGCUGUCCAGUGCCAACAAUCUGCCCCCACCCACAUUCAGCCACCAAAACAGCCAGAGGUUCACUUACCAGCCUCUUUAUCCUGCCAAUCUCACAUAUCCAGCACUGCAUCAGAAAUGUGUGUGAACAGCAGCAGCAGCAGCCAAUCUUCCAUUGAUAAGAUCUCUUCCAAAUCUUCUUCCAGUUCGCAACUUUCCACAGCCAGUCCACCCAUUAUAUGCCAGAUGUUCCCAGUGGCACAGCCAGGACUUAUUUCAGCAGCGUUUAUCCAGAGUCCAGCUCCAAAGUCUAUUCUUCCACAACCAAUUUUUGUUGGUUCUUCUGUUCCACAAGGCACUGUGAUGCUGGUGAUGCCUCGGGCCUCGGUGGCUCAGACACCACAGUGCCCACAGCAGGCGGUUGUGACCGUAGGCAACACCAAACUGCUGCCUCUGGCACCAGCACCUAUCUACCUACCCUCAGGGCAGAAUGGCACCACGCAAUCAGAGUUCUCCCGUAGGCGCAACUAUAUCUGCAGCUUCCCUGGCUGCAGGAAGACCUAUUUCAAGAGCUCUCAUCUCAAGGCACACCUUCGAACUCACACAGGUGAGAAGCCAUUCAGCUGUAACUGGGAGGGCUGUGACAAAAAAUUUGCACGCUCAGAUGAGCUCUCCCGUCACCGGCGAACACACACUGGUGAGAAAAAGUUUGUCUGUCCUGUUUGCGACAGACGCUUCAUGCGUAGUGACCACCUUACUAAGCAUGCUCGCCGUCACAUGACCACAAAGAAGAUCCCCUCCUGGCAAACAGAGGUGCGAAAUCUCAACAAGGCUCUGCCAAUCAGCAUGCUGUUACCAGCCUCAAAAUGAAUCUAACUGGAGUAAACUACUUCAGUCAUACAGAGACUCUUUAUUGGAACGAUAAGGCUGCUAAUUCUCAUGGACAAAUGUGGACAUGCACUGGACUCCCUCUUGUUUUCCAUUCUGCUCAUUUUGUACACUUUUUGCAAUGAACACAAUGUUUUGUUUACUCACUUGUUAUAAUCAUUCAUGCACUCAUGCAUUUUAUUUUUUUUUUGCCAAAGUCUUUGUACUAUAUUUGUCUUAAUUAUAUGUGUAUGUAUAAGUACAGUUGAGUUUUGUUGGAAAUAAAUGGCCUAUUCCUUACUGCCUAAAUACAGGAAAAUUAUGAAAACUCAUGGAUUUUACUUAUGGAAAAUGAUCUGAACUGUGCUAAUGAUAUCACUUUCCUUUAUUUAAUACUCAUUUUCAGUAAACUUUUGAUAAAUCAA
Molecule: messenger RNA, 2009 nt
Organism: Neoarius graeffei (lesser salmon catfish)
Lineage: Eukaryota; Metazoa; Chordata; Actinopteri; Siluriformes; Ariidae
Gene: klf11b
Product: Kruppel like factor 11b
Exons: 4
Coding region: 187-1587 (466 amino acids)
Biological process (GO): regulation of transcription by RNA polymerase II
Molecular function (GO): DNA-binding transcription factor activity, RNA polymerase II-specific; RNA polymerase II cis-regulatory region sequence-specific DNA binding
Source: RefSeq, a predicted model, not a curated record